GCAGUGUCUCUGCGAUGCGCCUCAUACGCGGACAGCAGGCAUCACAGGCGCGCUUCGCUCGUUUAUAACUGCGCUUUAUCCCGUCUUGUUUUCUUUUCUUUUCUUUUUUUUCUUCUCCCUCCCCUGCCCUCCCUGGAAUCCGCUGAAGUCGCCGUUAAACGAGACACCCCCUGGUGUAUUUUUAGUGAGGCACGGCGGAGAUGAGAGGCUGGAAGCCGGCGGUGAGACCGAGCGGUGCCGCGCCGUGUGGGAACUGAAGCUCCAGCUUCUACAAGAAUGAAGUCCAGGCGAGAUAAACUGAAGAUCCCCUCCCUGACUCUGGAUCUCUCCCCCACUUGCCAGAGCCCGACCCUCCUGAGCCCAUGCAGUCCCUGCAGUCCCUGCAGCCCCUUACAAACCCUGCACCCCUGGAGCUGUCGCAGCAGCAACAGGAAGAGCCUCGGCGUCGGGACGCCCUCGCCCACGCUGUCGCGGCCGCUUUCCCCGCUCUCGCUCAACACAGCCGUGAGCAGCCCUCUAGACAGCCCUCGAAAUGUGUCGACCAGUGCCUGCCUCAACUUUCCAUUUGCCCGAAGCCACUUGGCUCGCGCUGAAAGAGCUGAGGGCCGACGUUGGUCUCUGGCUUCCCUUCCUUCGUCCGGCUAUGGCACCAACCCUCCGAGCUCCACCGUCUCGUCGUCCUCGUCCUCCCAGGAGCGUCUUCACCAGCUUCCUUACCAGCCGACGCAAGAUGAGCUCCACUUCCUCUUCAAGCACUUCCGCAGCACCGACAGUAUUACCGACGAGGACGGACGGCCCUCGCCGCUCAUACGGCCUCGGUCAAGGAGCCUCAGUCCCGGGCGAUCAACCACCUCCUUUGACAACGAGAUAGUCAUGAUGAACCAUGUUUACAGAGAGCGUUUUCCAAGGGCCACAGCCCAGAUGGAGGAGCGCUUGUUGGAGAUUGUCACGCACUACUCUCCAGACAGCUCCCUCCCGCUGGCUGACGGCGUGCUGGGCUUCAUCCAGCACCAGUUGGUGGAGCUGGUCAGAGACUGUCUGGACAAGUCUCAGAAAGGCCUGGUGACGUCUCGCUAUUUCGCCGAGCUGCAGGAGAAGCUGGAAAAGCUGCUGCACGAGGCCUUCGAACGCUCCGAAAGUGAGGAGGUGUCCGUCAUCACCCGGCUGGUGCGGAAGAUCCUCAUCAUAAUCUCCCGGCCGGCUCGUCUCCUUGAAUGCCUGGAGUUUGACCCGGAGGAGUUUUAUCACCUGCUGGAGGCAGCGGAGGGCCACGCCAAGGUGGGCCAGGGGAUCAAGACUGACAUCCCACGGUACAUCAUCAGCCAGCUCGGUCUAACCCGAGACCUGCUGGAAGACAUGGUGCAGCUUGAACAUGAUGCCAGUCCCUCAGUGUCACGGGAGCCAGAGGCUGCUGUAGAGAAUAAAGCCCCACAGACGCUGACUCCAACCCGAAGGAAACCUCUGGAGAGCGACUUUGAGACAAUCAAACUCAUCAGUAACGGAGCUUAUGGGGCCGUGUAUUUGGUGCGCCACAAAGAGACACGGCAGCGCUUUGCCAUGAAGAAGAUAAACCGUCAGAACCUGGUGCUGAGGAACCAGAUCCAGCAGGCCUUUGUGGAGCGGGACAUCCUGACUUUCGCCGAGAACCCCUUCGUCGUCUCCAUGUUCUGCUCCUUUGAGACGCGGCGCCACCUCUGCAUGGUCAUGGAGUAUGUCGAAGGUGGCGAUUGUGCAAACUUGCUGAAGAACAUGGGCCCUCUGCCUGUAGAAAUGUCCAGGAUGUAUUUUGCCGAGACCGUCCUGGCACUGGAGUACCUUCACAACUAUGGCAUCGUGCACCGCGAUCUUAAACCUGACAAUUUGUUGAUCACAUCCAUGGGUCACAUCAAGCUGACCGACUUCGGCCUGUCCAGAAUCGGCUUGAUGAACAUGACCACCAACCUGUAUGAGGGUCACAUAGAAAAAGACACCAGGGAGUUCAUCGACAAACAGGUGUGCGGCACGCCCGAGUACAUCGCUCCGGAGGUGAUCCUCCGACAGGGCUACGGAAAGCCGGUGGACUGGUGGGCGAUGGGGAUCAUCCUCUACGAGUUCCUGGUCGGCUGCGUUCCGUUUUUUGGAGACACGCCCGAAGAGCUUUUCGGGCAGGUCGUCAGCGAUGAAAUCAUUUGGCCAGAAGGAGACGAUGCCUUACCCGCUGAUGCCCAGGGCCUGAUCACCCGCCUCCUGAGGCAGAGUCCUUUAGAUCGACUGGGAACAGGUGGCGCCUCCGAGGUGAAACAGCAUCCUUUCUUUGUGGGUGUGGACUGGAACGGACUCCUCAGACAGAAAGCGGAGUUCAUUCCUCAGCUGGAAGCAGAAGACGACACAAGCUACUUUGACACUCGUUCCGAUCGCUACCACCAUUUGGCGUCGGAUGAAGACGAGGAAACUAACGAUGAAGAGUCGUCUUUGGAAAUCAGACAGUUUUCCUCCUGGUCGCAUCGCUUCAGCAAGGUUUACAGCAGCACAGAACAUCUGGCCACACCAUCCAACCUGAGCUUCUCUUCAGACCGCAGCCACAGCGAAGAGAAGGAGGACCGUGGGGAUGUGGGAGGGCUGAGUCUGUCCCUGAGCCCAGCAGAGGGCUGCCUGGAGAACAGACACUCCGCACGCAUGGCCAGCCUUCGGCCUCGGGCUUCCUCCAGUUCCUCGCAGUCUGAGAGGAGCACCAGUCCACUGGUGAUGAGCAGCACCCACAGCCUGGAAACGAUGCCCCGCUUCGCCCUCUCCACCGACGAUGAAGCUGAAGUGGUGGUGUCAAACCUCCGGAGGAUCCGGAUCCGCAGCAACAGCACCGGGGCCAAGCACUCAUCCCCCAAGGACCCAGCAGGCCCGCGGCGCUUCGGUAACCAGCUGGAGACACCGGACAGGCAGAGGCUUCCCUGCGGAGGGAAGGUUCCCAAGUCGGCGUCCGUCUCAGCCCUGUCCCUCAUCAUCACCGCAGAUGACUCACCAAGUGGCCUGCAGCCCAGUCCCAUUUCUCCACGUUCGCUGUCUUCCAACCCCUCGUCUCGUGACUCUUCCCCUAACAGAGACUUCUCCUUCAGCCCUGCCAGCCUAAAGCCUCCAAUCGUCAUCCACACCUCAGGGAAGAAGUACGGCUUCACCCUGCAGGCCAUCCGCGUCUACAUGGGCGACAGCGACGUCUACACCGUCCAUCAUAUGGUGUCGAGUGUGGAGGAGGGCAGCCCGGCUCACCAGGCAGGUCUCAGCACCGGAGACCUCAUCACCCACGUGAACGGAGAGUCUGUGCAGGGCCUGGUCCACCCCGAGUUGAUAGAGCUGCUCCUGAAGAGCGGCAACAAGGUGGCUCUGCAGACCAUAGCCCUGGAGAACACAUCGAUCAAAGUGGGUCCCGCUCGGAAGACCAAGCACAAAGGCAAGAUGGCCCGACGUAGCAAGAAGAGCAGAAAAAGAGACAAUUACGACAGGCGACGGACCAUCUUAAAGAAGCUGUCCAAGCAGAGCACGGUGAUGCACAGCAGCCGCAGCUUCUCCUCAGGCCUCCAUCACUCCGUGUCCUCCAGUGAGAGCCUCCCAGGCUCCCCGACACACAGCUUGUCCCCGGGGCCCUCUACGCCCUGCAGGAGCCCAGCUCCGGAUCAUCAGGGCUGUGACAACUCUCCUCAGAGCACGUCUCCUUGCUCGAGCUCUCCCAGCUCGCCCGCUACGCACAUCCGACCCAACUCUCUGCACGGCCUCGGCUCCAAACUCAGCACGCAGCGCUUCAACAAGGUGGGCCGUCGGAAGUCCACCAGCAACAUCCCCCCGUCUCCCCUGGCCUGCAACUCCUCCUCCUCGUCCUCCAACCAGCCGCUGUCGCCGCAGCGCUCGCCGUCCCCGCUGCCGGGCUUCGCCAAGACGCUCCACGCCUACCACGGUAAAACCCUGUCGCCCCCCACCAUCGUCAGGCACGUCGUCCGGCCCCGCAGCGCCGAGCCCCCGCGCUCCCCUUUGCUCAAGAGGGUGCAGUCGGCCGAGAAGCUGUCGGGCGUGUACCUGGCCGACAAAAAGCCCUACGCCCCCCGCAGGCACACGCUGGAGGUGCCGUACUACUGCGAGGGCGACCUGCUGGGCGACUCGGAGGCGGAGGAAGGCUGCAGGAGCUUCUACGUCGGGGCGGACCACAAAAGAAGCAGCAUGGGCGGCCAAAGGAUGCGGGACUCCGGGACGGAACGGUCGGAGCAGCUGGUCGUGAUGCGGAAGCUCAACCUGUCAGAGCGACGGGACUCCUUCAAGAAGCAGGAGGCGGUGCAGGAGGUGAGCUUUGACGAGCCGGAGGAGAAAAGCAGCGGCGGCGGCGGCGGCUGCUCGGUGACGGGAGCCGCCGCAGCGCCGGGGCUCCAGACGAGACCCCUGCAGCUGCAGCAGCAGCACCGGACAGUCUGGACGGUAAGCCGGCCGCAGAGCAGAGAGGAGGCGGAGCCGGAGGCGCCGGUCGUCAGGAGGUUCACGCUGGUCCCGCAGAUCGCCGUGCAGGGCUCCACAGAGAGCGAGGAGCAGGACGAGUGGGAGCCCUGCUCCGACGGAGAGGAGGACAAUGAAGACCCCGAGCCGGAGUCCGCGGGAGCCGCUCCCUCCGCUCACCAGGGUGCGUCUCAGAGCGCCGAGAGCAGCGAGGGGACCCGGCAGAAAGAUCCCCCCAGGAAGUGACGCUGCGGAUGAAGCCGGGCUGUUUGCACUGCGGCCCAAAUGAACUCGACUCCCGGAAGAAGCUCCUACUUGAAUUUUGUAUUGUAAAACGAUUUGCAGACUUUCCGGUCAUAUUUAUUUUGUUUGUAACAAAAAGAGGGACAGGGAAAGCUUCUCAGUGUCUGAAAAGCCAAGGUGAAAGCUUUUUUUUUUUUUUU
Fundulus heteroclitus (mummichog) is the source of this 4892-nucleotide messenger RNA. RefSeq names its product microtubule associated serine/threonine kinase 3b (gene mast3b). Gene Ontology annotation, biological process: peptidyl-serine phosphorylation; intracellular signal transduction. The transcript has 28 exons. Bases 277 to 4695 code for a protein of 1472 amino acids. Gene Ontology annotation, molecular function: protein serine/threonine kinase activity; magnesium ion binding; protein binding. The record is from RefSeq and is a predicted model, not a curated record. NCBI's taxonomy places the organism in Eukaryota, Metazoa, Chordata, Actinopteri, Cyprinodontiformes, Fundulidae.